Acyrthosiphon pisum (pea aphid) is the source of this 1445-nucleotide messenger RNA. RefSeq lists its product as uncharacterized. The transcript has 7 exons. The coding region runs from base 750 to 1412 and encodes 220 amino acids. The record is from RefSeq and is a predicted model, not a curated record. Lineage: Eukaryota; Metazoa; Arthropoda; Insecta; Hemiptera; Aphididae.
AUAAAUUAUUAUUAUUAUUUUGUGCUUAUGAAUUUGGACGUUGCAAGGUCGACAGGAUUCAGAACCACUAUACGGGUUGACAGUGUAGUUCGGCCGACGUCGUCUUCGUCAAUUACAAUCUUACCUACAACAUUUUGCCGUUAAAAUUUCGGUUUCACAUUACGCCGUCUACAAUUUCAUCGAUUAAUUGAUUUUCACCGCAAAAGGACGACCUGUCAACACUCCAUCGGCGCGGCGUUUUGUGUAUGCAAAUCCAAUGCUUCCUUGUCGCACGCACAGGUCUGAGAUCAAACCAAGGUGUGAACGAUUGAUCGAUAUUAAAAAUUAAAAUACCUAUACACCUGCAGAAACGCCAUGAUCUAAUGUCAGCGGCACGACGCACAGUAGAAAUAUUUGAAAUAUUAAACAAUUUAUUUUAUUUGCAAUAAUUAUAUUGUUAACGAAGAGAUUACAUUAAAACACAAACACUUAUUUUAGCAGUAUCAAUGAUUUUUACUCAAAAAAUAUUCUAGAAGAUGAACGUAUUUAAACAUACUCAUGUUCAAUAAUAUGCAUACAAAUACUAGGAAAAUGAUAUUUUAUCAGAAUAAUGAAAGAAUAAUGAAGAAAAUAAAAAAGACAUGUUUCCUAGAACAAAGAAUUCCUCAACUGGUGGAACUUCAAUGUGUGUUUAAAGUUAACGAUUUAUUCUGUUAUAGAUGAGUCCAGUACGAGUACUUGCCGUAUGGACAUCGUGUGUGCGAUAAGAAAUGACGGAUAGCAAUAUUAUGUUGACAAUAUUCUUGAUGACGUCUGUGUUGGCCGUUUACAGCCAAUCAAAUUUUCAGUCGCAGCUAUGGGUUACGAAAAUUUUGUCCGACGCUUUGGACGAAUACACGCCUGAUGGAGGGAUAGUGUGCAAACGUCAUGGACUGGAGUAUCGAGAAGGGUUGAGAGACCUUAAAUUGUGGGCGAUUCAAAUGUAUGACGCGUCAUCUAAAUUUCCUACGGGGAUCUUAGCUGGGAGAUCUUUUGACUUUGGAAAUUUUGAUGAAUGUUUAAAAACUGUUACUACUGAUUUGGAAUUAAGUCCUCAAUAUUGCAUUAUAAGUAUUCGUUUUUUACCUACUGCGAAAUUGUAUCCAAAUUAUAACAACAUAACACCUUCUAAUCUAAAUCCAACAGACUCUGUGUGGGAAUCUACUAAGAAUGAUUCUGGUUUGAUGAAAAUACAACGCAACGAAAUCAAUACAGCACUCUGUGUACCUUCGUCGUGUUCAGAUUCAGAUAUACAGACAACAUUAUCACCUAAAAUAAUUUCUGCAUUUCAUAAACAUCAACUUAUAACCACUGUUACUGUGAAUUCAAUUUAUUGUACUACUCAACAGGAACUCCAACCACCAAAGUUAUUGGGAUAUCGAAUAUUUUGGUAAAACAUAUUAAAAUUCGUAAAUUAGUCAUUGAAU